AUGUAUAUAUAUAUAUAUAUUGAACCCAUCUUGUUACACAUUCGAGUUUAUUACAUACUACAUACUCUGGUCUGAGUGAGGGUCAAUACAGCAUCCUUUUAAGCUCUCAGUGCUCCAGUAAAGUGCUCUGAUAUCCUUUAGGGCAGGUCCCAUUACUGCCUUCCUUUACUGAUCUCAUGUCAGUUUCACUCAGGGAACAUCUGAGGUCAAAGCACAACAGAAGUGCCGCUGAAGAAUGUUUGUUCUGCCUGCCUUCUGAUGCUGUUUUUCCCUCCUGGACUUGAAGAUCCGAUUGUAGAUCAAGAAUAUAAUCUGGACCGGCGCGAGUUAUUUCUGAAAACUUCAGAGACGGGCAAAAAUGAAGAAGUCAGAGAUGUUUGGCUUCACCCUGGAAACAGAUGACAGAGAAAAUGACAAGAGACAUGCGAAAGCAACACGGGGAACGAUGGGCAAGGAGGCCCCCACUGCUCCCAUGGACACUGACUACCAGGAUGAUAUAGAGGAGCUGAAACCUCAAAUUAGAGUAAAUAUACAUUUUGACAGGGAGAUUCGAAAUAUAGAGCUGAGCAGCACGGGCCGCGACAGUGAGAGAUUUAACAUAGAAAGCUUGUUUGAAGCAGUUGCCGACAGGGAUGUCAGAAAGCUGGAGGGUCUGGACCAGUACCUGCAUCAAAACAUGAAGAAACUCACCGACUCGCUCUAUCAAUCCUAUGGCAAAACGUGCCUGAUGAAGGCGCUGCUGCAUCUCAAAGACGGCAGGAACCAGACUGUGGAACUAUUACUUGACAUUUCUGAGAGACAGGGUGAUAUUAAGGAGUUUGUGAAUGCAGCCUAUACCAGCGUCUAUUACAAAGGCCAGACUGCUCUUCACAUAGCCAUUGAGAGACGGAGCCUCUUCUACGUAAAACUGUUGGUCAGUAAAGGAGCAGACGUCCAUGCUAAAGCCUGUGGGAAAUUUUUUAAGCCUCACGAUGGCCCUUACUUUUACUUUGGUGAGCUGCCUUUGUCUCUGGCCGCCUGUACAAACCAGGCAGAGGUUGUGGACUUGUUGAUGGAGAACGAGUACUGUCUUGCGGACCCAAAGAUGACUGACUCGUAUGGUAACACCGUGCUACAUGCUUUGGUGAUGAUAGCGGACAACUCAAAAGAAAACACCACAUUUAUUGCCAGCAUGUACGACCACAUCCUCAAGACCACUGCCCGACUGUAUCCGAAGGUGAAGCUGGAGGACAUAGCGAACCAGAAGGGACUGACACCUUUUACAAUGGCUGCACAAACUGGCAAAAUCUGGCUUUUUUCACACAUCCUCAGACGAGAAUUCCAGGAGUCUGCUAGCAAACACCUGUCCCGGAAAUUCACUGAGUGGGUUUAUGGCCCGGUUCAGUGCUCACUGUACGACCUGGCCUUGGUGGACACGUGUGAAGACGGCUCGGUCACUGAGAUUCUUAUCUACGGCAGUGAAAUUCCUAACCGUCAUGAGAUGCUCGACACCGAGCCCCUGAGUCGACUGCUUGAGGAGAAGUGGAAGAGGUUUGCAGGUGGAAUGUUUUUCCUCAACUUUUUGUUCUACCUGGCAUAUCUGAUUAUCUUCACUAUUUGGGCCUAUAACAAACAGAAUGGGAAGCCACCUUUUGCGGUAGAACAAACCAUCAAGGGUUACCUGUAUGUCUCUGCACAGCUCUUCACGCUGGUGGCAAACGUCUAUUUCUUUAUCAUAGGGAUAAUUGACAUGAGGAGGAAGCGCCCAAAGCUGAAGACUCUACUCAUUGAUGGAUAUUAUGAGAUUCUUUUUUUUGUGCAGGGCGUCCUCUUCUUGGUCUCAGCUGGGCUGUACGCCCUGGGAUGCCUGCAGUACCUGGGCUUCUUGGUGCUGUGUUUGGCCCUGAGCUGGGUCAACCUGCUCUAUUUCUCAAGAGGAGACAAACACAUGGGCAUCUACAGCGUCAUGAUACAGAAGAUGAUCCUCAGUGAUAUCCUGCGAUUCCUUUUCGUCUACAUUGUCUUUCUUUUUGGAUUUUCUGCAGCGGUGGUUACUUUGCUCAUAGAGCCUCCUCCAAAAAACGAAAGUGUUAAGCAGGGCCGUUUCGUAUUCGGUCCCCACGGUGAAGACUGUGUGAAGCCCACCUUCACAAACAUUUCCUAUACCACACUGCAGCUAUUUAAGUUUACCAUUGGCAUGGGGGACAUGGAGUUUACUGAGGACUACCAGUACAAGGAAAUCUUCUACAUUCUCCUCAUCGGUUACAUCAUCCUCACCUACAUCUUGCUGCUCAACAUGCUCAUCGCCCUCAUGAACCGCACCGUGGAAAAGAUCACCACGGAGAGCGCUAGCAUCUGGAAGCUGCAGAGAGCAAGCACCAUCCUGGACAUGGAGAAGAGACUGCCCAGGUGGCUGAGGAGGAAGUUUCGAUGUGGGGUGCUGAAAAAACUCAACACUGCUCUUGGAGAAGACUCUCGUUGGUGUUUCAGAGUGGAGGAAGUCAACUGGAACAAAUGGAACACAAACGUGGGCAAAAUCAAUGAGGAACCCGGCUGGGAUUGCUCACAGGGGUCUACCGCCGAGGCCCCGCUGCACUGGAAAAAGAGAGAGAGGAGCUGGAGAGGCUUUUUAAGAGAGGGUACCAAGCGUUGGCAGACACAUCAGUCCACAGAAAUGUCUCCUCUGAGCAGCACACCGGUGUAAAGAGACAGCUGAGCUUCACUCAGCCUGCUCAGCGUGACCGACCUGCACUGAGGCGUUCAUACUUGGGGACGGUAGCGGUAUUCACAAUGCAUCAGUUAUCCAAGCAGUUCAACUGCCAACUGUUUGUAGUAGCUGCCUGCCUGACUGAUACUCUGGGGUCAGCCUGAUUUGAAAUUUCGCAUCUGAGGGGAAAUAUGUUGAGUAAAACCAUGAUCGAUACAAGCAAUAUUUGAUUAUUUGAGUGUCAAAUAGAUUAAAGGUUAAUAAAAGCAAGACAUCGUAAAUGUGCUGCCGAAGCUGGAAACACGCAGGAACCAGUGGAUUCAGAAUAAGACCAUUGAAUUGAAUCCUUCAAAACUCAUUUUCUUCCCGGGCAGCUUAACAGCAUGACAUCUUUCUUAACCUGUCAUAACCCCCAGGCUUUGCUUAAAAUCCUUAAAAAGGAGAAAAA
This is a messenger RNA of Cynoglossus semilaevis (tongue sole), 3134 nucleotides long. RefSeq names its product transient receptor potential cation channel, subfamily V, member 1 (gene trpv1). Gene Ontology annotation, biological process: calcium ion import across plasma membrane. The coding region runs from base 359 to 2683 and encodes 774 amino acids. The transcript has 16 exons. Gene Ontology annotation, molecular function: protein binding; calcium channel activity. The record is from RefSeq and is a predicted model, not a curated record. Lineage: Eukaryota; Metazoa; Chordata; Actinopteri; Pleuronectiformes; Cynoglossidae. Gene Ontology annotation, cellular component: plasma membrane.